Molecule: messenger RNA, 2112 nt
Organism: Nothoprocta perdicaria
Lineage: Eukaryota; Metazoa; Chordata; Aves; Tinamiformes; Tinamidae
Gene: TMEM266
Product: transmembrane protein 266
Exons: 14
Coding region: 538-2112 (524 amino acids)
Biological process (GO): transmembrane transport; monoatomic ion transport
Cellular component (GO): plasma membrane
Molecular function (GO): voltage-gated channel activity; monoatomic ion channel activity
Source: RefSeq, a predicted model, not a curated record
UCGUGAGGCCGCGCCGGUGCCGCUGCCGGCAGCAGGGACCAACCUAUCUACAAGGAUUCUUGUGACUUGGAUAAGGAGGGAUGUGUGUGACAACAGCUGCUGAAUAUCUGCUGUGGGCCCAGCUGCCUCCUUGCUCACCUGCCAGGAAAUCUUCACUGAAUCCUCUGGAGGCUUGACUUUAUCUCCUUUCCCGUUGCUCUCMGUGUUGCUUGUCUUGCCUUCAUGAGCACCUUAUGUCAUGGUAACAGUCCCUGUGGGGAAGGCCAGUUGGACUCUGCUCCUUCCAGGGCCAUCGGAGCUAUCAGAAGGGCUUCCUGCCAGCUGCAAGUCACUCCUUCAGCCCUAGAGGCAUAUUGUCAAGAAAGUCAGAGAAUGCAUUGACUACGCUUUACUUUAUUACAAGUUUACAGGACAUUAAAACUUGGGAAAUGACUCUACAAAUGAUAAACCUGGUCUUAGAAGGCUAGAACUUCUGUGCAGAACAGCUGGAAUCAGUGAAGUAUUGGGACCACUGCUGAUUUGGCUGCAUCCUCCAACAUGACCAAUCCUCAGCCUGCAAUAGAAGGUGGUGUUUCGGAAGUUGAGAUAAUUUCACAACAAGUUGAAGAAGAGACCAAAAGCAUUGCUCCUGUACAACUUGUUAAUUUUGCUUAUCGAGAUCUACCCUUAGCUGCACUUGAUCUGUCUGUGGCUGGAUCCCAGCUUUUGUCAAAUUUGGAUGAGGAGUACCAAAGAGAAGGAUCUAACUGGCUAAAACCGUGCUGUGGGAGACGAGCAGCUGUGUGGCAGGUAUUUUUGCUCAGUGCAAGUCUCAACAGUUUCCUGGUAGCCUGUGUAGUAUUGGUGGUGAUUCUUCUGACUCUGGAGCUCCUAAUAGAUAUAAAGCUUCUCCAGUUUUCAAGUGCUUCACAGUUUGCAGGAAUAAUUCACUGGAUCAGCCUAGUCAUCCUGUCUGUUUUCUUUUCAGAGACUGUUUUGAGGAUUGUGGUCCUUGGCAUAUGGGAUUAUAUUGAAAACAAAAUAGAGGUGUUUGAUGGUGCUGUCAUAAUCUUGUCCUUGGCACCAAUGGUGGCCUCAACAGUGGCUAAUGGCCCCAGCAGCCCCUGGGAUGCUAUCAGCCUUAUUAUCACACUACGAAUAUGGAGAGUGAAGAGGAUCRUUGAUGCCUAUGUCCUUCCAGUGAAACUGGAGAUGGAGAUGAUGAUUCAGCAAUAUGAGAAGGCAAAGGUUAUUCAAGAUGAGCAGCUGGAAAGACUAACCCAGAUCUGCCAAGAACAAGGGUUCGAAAUCCGGCAGCUGCGGGCCCACCUUGCCCAGCAAGACCUGGACCUGGCUGCGGAGCGGGAGGCUGCGCUGCAAGUCCCCCAUCUCCUGAACAAGCAGAGCAGCAACAGGUACAAGGUGGUGGCAACUGAAGACUCGGAUGAUGAAGCCACCGAGAACAUCACUGAGCUACGACCGCCACCAGAGGACGACAUGAAUAAUUACAUCAGUCGCUACUACAAUGAGCCCAGCAGUGACAGCGCCGGUCCUGAAGCAGCCCUCUGUGUGGUCACCACAGCCGCAAUCGACAUCCACCGCCCCAACAUCUCCUCCGACCUCUUCACGGUGGAGGUGCCCGUGAGGCUGGGCAGCACCGGCACCUCGGCCAGCAUCACGUCGGGCAGCGCCUCCAGGUCGACGGGCAGCUCGGGCCCGCGGGCCCUCAGCGAGAGCAGCCAGACACUGGGCUCCUCCCCGGACUGCAGCACGGCCUGCGAGGAGGCACCGCCGGGCGAGCCCGGCCCCCAGGGCGACCUAGUGCCCACACRGCAGCGCGUGGCCCGCGCCGUGGUGCAGGAGCUGCUCUCGUCCCUCUCGGAGGACGCUUGCCUGGCGCAGAAAGGGCUGGAUCCCGUCAACCUGAAGCUGCCCAGCCCGGCGGGCUCGGCCGGGACCAGCCCAAACCUGGGCCACCGGCUCAGCRUGCUCAACCGGAGGAACCAGGAGARCUUGGACGUCUUCCAGCUCAAGCCUCUCAUCGAGUGCCCGCAGGGCAGCCCGGUCAUAGACGAGAAGUUCGGGGCGCUGGGGCCGCYGGAGCCGCGGUUGGGCAGGGUGCCCGAGGCGUAG